AUGUCUGAGAUUCACCUCCGUGAAUCAUCGAGUUCAGAUAGCAACCCAAAGACGAAGCCGCGGCCCAAGACAUCCUCCAUUCCGGUACCUUUUACGUACAACCCCAGUGAUGAUGGGACAGACGAGAAUCUGCUCAUUCUCCUGCACGGCCUCGGCGAUACCCAGGUUCCAUUUGGCAAGCUCGGUCGUCAGCUGAAGCUGCCGCAGACCGCUACACUCGCCCUCCGUGCACCUGAACGGAUCCCGUUCCUCUACGAAGAGGCGUUCCAGUGGUACACAUCCUUCGACCCACUCGGCGAACUCCUCGAGCGGCCGAACCCCACACCCGCGCUCGAGCUUCUCGCCAGGGUCCUUGCGCAUCUCGCUGCCGACUGCGCGUGGCCGCCGCACCGCAUUCACCUCUUCGGCUUCGCGCAGGGCGGCACUGUCGCCGCUGAGGCCGCGCUCGCGUGGUGGAACGCGGAGCUCGCAGCCCAGCGCGCGGACUCGCCCCAUGCUUUGCGCCCACUCGGCUCCGUCGUGAGCGUAUGCGGGCCCCUGCUGUCGUACCCGACGCUCGCGCGAGCUUGCCCCACGCCGCUGCUCCUCUUCCACCGCCCACCACCUGCAGGGACCGCGUUGCCCGCGAGUGCAUUGGCAUCAUUCAAGAAAGGCUUCGGACAUGUCGUAGAGGUGAAAAUGCGCGGAGAAAGUAUGCCUCGUUCCGAAGACGAGUGGAGGCUUAUAAUGCAGUUUUGGAGCGAACACCUAGGACGACGGCAGAUGGACGGACUAUACGAAGUAAUGAGCGGAACAGCAGCUUGA
Postia placenta MAD-698-R-SB12 is the source of this 804-nucleotide messenger RNA. RefSeq lists its product as hypothetical. The coding region runs from base 1 to 804 and encodes 267 amino acids. NCBI's taxonomy places the organism in Eukaryota, Fungi, Basidiomycota, Agaricomycetes, Polyporales, Adustoporiaceae. Gene Ontology annotation, molecular function: hydrolase activity. The transcript has 3 exons. The record is from RefSeq and is a predicted model, not a curated record.